Leptopilina boulardi is the source of this 1154-nucleotide messenger RNA. RefSeq names its product retinaldehyde-binding protein 1. Gene Ontology annotation, molecular function: phosphatidylinositol bisphosphate binding. The record is from RefSeq and is a predicted model, not a curated record. The transcript is spliced from 5 exons. Gene Ontology annotation, cellular component: membrane. Lineage: Eukaryota; Metazoa; Arthropoda; Insecta; Hymenoptera; Figitidae. The coding region runs from base 124 to 987 and encodes 287 amino acids.
GAUCGAGAAAUGGUGGACAAGAGGAGGUCUCCUCUCCAACGUUCUUGUGGUCACAGAUAUAUCGCUGACGCUUGGACGUGAAGAUCAUCAAAGAAUCAUCAUCGUCGUCGUCAAAAGUUGAGAAUGGCGUUUCAAAUUGAAGAGAAUUUUGUUCUCGAUGCCGAUACAAAAGCCUUAGCACUCAAGGAACUAAGGGAAACUGAAGACAAUGUCAAAAAUGGCAUUACUGCUCUUAGAAAACUCUUGGAAGAUGAUACAUCCCUUCACUUUAGAACAGACGAUAGUUUUUUGAUAAUUUUUUUGAGGCCAUGCAAAUUCUAUCCAGACAGUGCAUACGCUUUAAUGAAACGAUGUGCAGAAUUUAAACAAAAUAACGCUUCGUUAUUAAAUAAUUUAAUGCCAGCAGAUGAAAGACAAGCAUUUCUCGAAAACAAUGUUGUGAAUGUCAUGAAAAAUAGGGAUAAUAAAAGAAGAAGAGUUCUUAUUGUAAAUGCAGGAAAAUCAUGGGAUCCAUCUAAAGUCAAUGCUGAUCAAAUGUUCCGUAUCUUUUACCUCAUUCAUGAAGCUGCAGUUCUUGAACCUGAAACUCAGGUUCAUGGCGUAGUUGUAAUCAUGGACUUCGAUGGACUUUCCAUGAAACAAGUUAUGGGCUUGACACCUGCUUUUUGCAUGCGACUUUUGACCUUUAUUCAAGAUGCUAUGCCUCUUCGAUUAAAAGAGGUUCAUUUUGUUAAACAACCAUUCCUCUUCAAUAUGGUUUGGCAAAUGUUUAAACCAUUCGUUAAGGAAAAAUUGAAGAAAAGAAUGUUCUUCCAUGGAACAAAAAUGUCCUCCCUUCAUACUCAUAUGGCUGCUAGUCAUUUACCAAAGAAUUAUGGUGGAGAUUUACCUGAAAUUGAUUACACAGGUGCUGAUUGGUAUCCUGCUAUUCUUAAAUACGAAGACAGAUGCAAAGAAUGGAACACUUUUGGAUUCCGCAAUAAGUGAGCGAAUCGCAUCAGUUUCGUCCAAUGUUCGCGUAUAUAAUUUAAAUGAUAAUUAUCGAUUCAACAUAAUUUUUAUAGUUGUUGCAUUUUUAAAUUAAAUAAAUUUAUUCUAAAUUAUUGUGCAUACGAAUUAGUAUAUUUGGACAAUAAAUUUAUUUUCACAUAUAA